Molecule: messenger RNA, 375 nt
Organism: Candida tropicalis MYA-3404
Lineage: Eukaryota; Fungi; Ascomycota; Pichiomycetes; Serinales; Debaryomycetaceae
Exons: 1
Coding region: 1-375 (124 amino acids)
Source: RefSeq, a predicted model, not a curated record
AUGACUACUAUAACUGAAAAUACCCCCGAGAUCAAGAGAUCUUCCAAUAGUUUAAGAAGAAAUGGUGUGAAAUCAUCCACUCCACAUAAACCUAUAGAAUUCAAAGUAAGGCGAUCAAGUUCUUUACAACGAAAUAAUACUACUCCAUCUUCCAAUAAUAAUAAUAGUAAUAAUAAUAACAGCAAUACACCAACGACAACGGCAACAACUCCAUCAGUUAGAAAUAGCAUGAGUAUGAGUAAAGGAUUGAACCAUUUUUGCUGUAUCUCCGUACCUUCAAAUGGAACAUCAGGUAAUGUUGAUUCGCCAAAGACACAUCUGAGAAAUCCGUCAUAUACAUCUCAAGCUUCUCUACCGGAAGGAGCAAAAAUAUGA